Messenger RNA from Athalia rosae (coleseed sawfly), 1848 nucleotides. RefSeq lists its product as uncharacterized. The record is from RefSeq and is a predicted model, not a curated record. Lineage: Eukaryota; Metazoa; Arthropoda; Insecta; Hymenoptera; Athaliidae. The transcript is spliced from 6 exons. The coding region runs from base 152 to 1405 and encodes 417 amino acids. Gene Ontology annotation, biological process: mRNA export from nucleus. Gene Ontology annotation, molecular function: mRNA binding. Gene Ontology annotation, cellular component: nucleus.
AACUUUCUAAUUUCGGAACAAUGCCCUUCUCCUUAGCGGCUUAUAGUCAACGGCUACAAUGCAUCACCAAACACCCCUGAAUCGGGUUUCAUAACGUAUAAGUUAAUAUUUUGAUUAUUUUCCUUGUACUCACGAAAGUGUUUGUUCUGGUAUGGGUGAUUCUGUCCUGAGCUUAGAUGACAUAAUCAAGAAAUCGAAAAAUCCAGCGAUGAAAGGCCGAGGGUCACGACGUGGUAUUAACAGAGGUGGGUUACGAACUAAUGGACCAGCAAGGGGCCGAGGAAUGCCGGUAGUUGCCGAUGCUAGAUUCAAAAUAAUCCAGAAGAAUAGAGAAAAGCUUACUGACGCUCGUGACAAGCUUGCUCAAAUAGCUAAGCAGUUUGAUGCGAGGUUGAAACUCGAUAAACUCCGCGCUACUCACUUGAAACUGAUCGAUUCCCCACAGACUGGGAUUUCCCGUCAAACUAGCCUAAAUGGACGAAUUACCCUCACAACUAAUAAAACACAUAAUAAAACACCGCAUCAGAUUCCUGCGCCAAAUUACUUGAAUCCAGGACCUAGAAACAUGGGAUACAGGGCUCCACCCAUGGUUGAGGCUCCGUACAUGGAUGAAAUGGAGAUAAAUUAUAAUGAUGAUUACAUGAUUGAAUCAGCACCAUUGCGGAGAACGGUUAGCAACGAAUAUGCACCUACACCACCGCCGCCGCCACCAGUGUUUAAUAUUAAGCCUUCCGGCACUUAUACUUGGGUUAAACCACCAGGUAGCCACCUUGGAAUGAUUCCGUCUGUACGGCAGGCUGAAAUGGAGCGGCCACGGGAUUUUAAAAUCAUCGCACGUAAUUCACUGGGUAAGGCUGCACCAUCAUCAAAAGAUGACUGGAAUUUUGGAUCCAAAGCACGAACAAUUCUAGCGCAAGAUACGGUCAGUGACAGAUACUUAGAUGUCAGAGGUCGUAGAGAAAUCGGUGUUAAAUCUCGUCUCGAUUCUUUACCAAGUAAACCUCGAACAAUGGGCAUUUUAUCCCGCCCCAAAUCAAGCUCAAACUCAACCUCAGCUACAACUGGGUACCGAAUCGUCGUUUCAAAUCUACAGGCAAAUGUAACCCAGGAGGAUAUCAAAGAACUAUUCGAAGAUGUAGGAGAAUUAUUGGUGUCGAGGUUAGUGCGCCCUGGAACAGCAGAGGUCAUUUAUAAGACUUUGAAAGAUGCAACCAAAGCUGUGGAAACUUAUCACAACAGACAACUUGAUGGACAUCCUAUGAAGUGUCUGUUAGUUAACCCUCGUCCAAAGAACAAUCCAACGGGUCCAGCAGUCAGACCAUUGCCCGAAACGAGAAGAAGUGCAAGUUCAAGUUAUGUACAGCCGAGUCUCGGAGCCGUUCAUCGCGCGCUAUUCGACGACUGAAUCGAUCAUUGUUGAGCAGCAAUAUAGAGCUUGAGAUACAUUCUCUAUAAUCCAUGAAUUCAAACUCGUCUAUCGAGUAAUAAUAAGAUCAAUGCCCAGCUCUGCUCCAACACGUACCAGUUAUGGUAGAUGAAAAGCGUCAUUCCAUGUCCGCCGCUAGAUAAUUUAACUUGGCUUUUUUGUCGACAAUUUCGAGAUCUUAGCGAAUUUUAUAACGAGGGAAACUUCGAAAAACAAAGUAAUAAAUACACGAAUAAACUGAUCAUUACAGUUAGUGUUUGUUCAGCCAUUUAUUCCUGAAACAAUGAACGAUACUGAGCAAAGGCUAUUAAACGUUACGUCUUACACAAUUGUAUAUUAUAACAUCACAGUACUGGUGGCUGGGUUCAUAUCGUGUGUAUGAUUGUAUAAUAAAUCUGUCCUGACUGCGCAAUUAUCGAGCA